UUUAAUUUUUACUAAACAAAUUAUUUAGUUAAAUUUUUUUAAAGAAGUUUUUAAUAUAUCUAUAUAUAGGAAAAGUAUAUAUAUCUAUGGCUCCGGCAAUAUUGACAACAUUAGCAACGGAGAUAAUAAUUCCGGUAUGUGCGGUUGUGGGUAUUUUAUUUUCGUUGUUACAAUGGGCUUUAGUGUCAAAAGUCAAAGUGACACCAAGUGAGAAUAUUAGUAGAGGCAAAUCAAAUGGUUAUGAGGAUGAAUUGUUGAUUCAAGAAGAUCAAGAAGAUGGUGUUGAUGGUUAUAAUGUUGUUAUUAAAUGUGCUGACAUUCAAAAUGCCAUUUCUGAAGGUGCAACGUCGUUCUUGUACACCGAGUAUCAGUAUGUUGGCGUUUUCAUGGUCGUUUUUGCGAUUUUGAUCUUCGUUUUCUUGGGUUCUGUUGAGGGGUUCAGCACCAAGAGCCAAAAAUGUACCUAUGAUGUUACUAGAAUGUGUAAGCCUGCACUUGCAACUGCUGCCUUUAGUACUAUUGCCUUUGUACUUGGGGCUAUUACGUCCAUUGUUUCGGGUUUCCUUGGUAUGAAAAUAGCUACUUAUGCUAAUGCAAGGACAACGUUAGAAGCUAGAAAAGGUGUCGGUAAAGCAUUUGUUACUGCGUUUAGGUCAGGUGCUGUAAUGGGGUUUCUUCUUGCUGCAAACGGGCUUUUGGUUCUAUACAUUGCGAUUAAUCUUUUCAAGUUGUACUACGGUGAUGACUGGGAAGGACUUUUUGAGGCUAUAACUGGUUAUGGGCUUGGCGGUUCUUCGAUGGCUUUGUUUGGAAGAGUUGGUGGCGGUAUAUAUACGAAGGCUGCUGAUGUUGGUGCUGACCUUGUUGGAAAGGUGGAACGGAACAUUCCAGAAGAUGACCCAAGAAAUCCUGCAGUCAUUGCAGAUAAUGUCGGGGAUAACGUUGGGGACAUUGCUGGGAUGGGAUCAGACCUUUUUGGCUCGUAUGCAGAAUCAUCUUGUGCAGCACUUGUUGUUGCUUCCAUUUCAUCAUUUGGAAUUGAGCAUGAUUUCACUGCAAUGUGCUACCCGUUGCUUGUGAGUUCGGUGGGAAUUCUUGUUUGCUUGAUAACCACCCUAUUUGCAACUGAUUUCUUUGAAAUCAAAGCUGUUGAUGAAAUCCAAAAGGCAUUGAAGAAUCAGCUUAUAAUCUCCACUAUCCUUAUGACUGCUGGUAUUGCUGUUGUUAGCUUCAUUGGGCUUCCGACGUCCUUCACAAUAUAUAAUUUUGGUUCUCAAAAGAUUGUGUACAACUGGCAACUUUUCUUGUGUGUAUGUGUUGGCCUUUGGGCUGGACUUAUCAUCGGUUUCGUGACCGAGUACUACACCAGCAAUGCUUACAGUCCUGUGCAAGAUGUUGCUGAUUCCUGCAGGACUGGAGCUGCAACAAAUGUUAUCUUUGGCCUUGCAUUGGGAUACAAAUCGGUCAUCAUUCCCAUUUUUGCCAUAGCUAUCAGUAUCUUUGUUAGUUUCAGCUUUGCUGCCAUGUAUGGGAUUGCAGUUGCUGCUCUUGGAAUGCUUAGCACCAUUGCAACUGGAUUGGCUAUAGAUGCUUAUGGUCCCAUCAGUGACAAUGCUGGCGGCAUUGCGGAGAUGGCAGGCAUGAGUCACAGAAUCCGUGAGAGGACCGACGCCCUUGAUGCUGCUGGGAACACCACUGCCGCCAUUGGGAAGGGAUUUGCUAUUGGGUCUGCUGCAUUGGUUUCAUUGGCACUAUUUGGUGCUUUUGUCAGUCGGGCAGGAAUCCAAACAGUUGAUGUUUUGACACCGAAGGUCUUCAUAGGUUUGAUUGUCGGCGCCAUGCUUCCAUAUUGGUUUUCAGCCAUGACCAUGAAGAGUGUGGGUAGUGCAGCUUUGAAAAUGGUGGAGGAAGUCCGUAGGCAGUUCAACACCAUCCCAGGCCUCAUGGAGGGUCUUGCGAAACCAGAUUACACAACGUGUGUGAAGAUCUCGACUGAUGCAUCUAUCAAGGAGAUGAUUCCCCCUGGUGCCCUUGUUAUGUUAACUCCUCUAAUUGUUGGGACAUUGUUUGGAGUCGAAACACUUUCAGGUGUCCUUGCUGGUGCCUUAGUCUCUGGAGUCCAGGUUGCGAUAUCUGCCUCGAAUACUGGUGGUGCAUGGGACAAUGCCAAGAAGUAUAUUGAGGCUGGUGCAUCAGAACACGCAAGGACCCUUGGACCAAAAGGAUCUGAACCACACAAGGCUGCUGUGAUCGGUGACACUAUUGGGGACCCACUCAAGGACACCUCAGGUCCAUCACUCAACAUUCUUAUCAAGCUCAUGGCUGUGGAAUCGCUCGUCUUUGCACCUUUCUUUGCUACUCAUGGUGGUCUGCUCUUUAAGCUAUAGGCUGCAGACAUCUAUUUAGCACCUAAUUUGCCCGUAGGUAGUCAUGCCAGUGAUGAUGUUGAAAAAAGUUAGUUUCUUCAGAUAUAGACUCGAGUUCUCUUUCAUUUUCUAGUAGUGGUUUGGUUUAGAUGAAACUUAGGGUGGGAUUCUGCUGGUUGUUUCAUGCAGUAGCGUUCUAUAAGAAAGAAAAGUUUAUCUAUCUUUAGACUAUAUAUAUAAUGCAGAAAUUGGUCCCAAAAAGUUUAUCUAUCUUUAGACUAUAUAUAUAAUGCAGAAAUUGGUCCCAAGUUA
Erigeron canadensis is the source of this 2678-nucleotide messenger RNA. Its product is annotated as pyrophosphate-energized vacuolar membrane proton pump 1-like. Gene Ontology annotation, molecular function: inorganic diphosphate phosphatase activity; diphosphate hydrolysis-driven proton transmembrane transporter activity. Bases 87 to 2387 code for a protein of 766 amino acids. Lineage: Eukaryota; Viridiplantae; Streptophyta; Magnoliopsida; Asterales; Asteraceae. The record is from RefSeq and is a predicted model, not a curated record. Gene Ontology annotation, cellular component: membrane. Gene Ontology annotation, biological process: proton transmembrane transport. The transcript is spliced from 8 exons.